Molecule: messenger RNA, 1983 nt
Organism: Brassicogethes aeneus
Lineage: Eukaryota; Metazoa; Arthropoda; Insecta; Coleoptera; Nitidulidae
Source: the annotation of a GenBank genome assembly
CGGCAAUGUUUAAAUGUCACUUUUGAAAUCCGUUGUGUGACAGGUUAUCUGAAAUUACCGAAAAAACGAACUUUCUUGUGUGUUUUAACGGUUUCCACAAACAUUCGAUAUGAUAGUUAGUUUAUAAGUUACGAAGCAAGAAAAUCAGUUAAAAUGAACUCAAAUGCAGACGUAUUUAUUGCAAAACCAGCGUUCACCUAUAAAGACCUUUUGCUACGAAAAUUGUAUUACUCAGUGCUGUGCAGUGUGUUCUCGCAAUUGGUACUUUUACUGGUGUAUUUAUUGAUAACAAAAUUCGAUUUAUUUCACCCAAUAACCUGGAUAAAAUCGACAUUGGUGACAUUUGUAUCCCUCACCACAUGGCUUUAUUUAGUGCCAUUAAUAGUGAUUAUUUUCGCACAGAGUGUAAUAUGUGCCAAAGAUUAUGCGUUUAAAUCGACGUAUUGCUCAACGAGGUUUCAGAAAUUGAUAGCAGUGUUUUCGAUACAUAAUUUUGUUCUGCUUAUAUUGCACGUUGUUGUUGGGGGGUUAUUGGUGUGGAUGUUUUUGUCGCUAAGCGGAGGGCCAUAUCAAAGUAUCACAACUACAUGCAACAAAAAUGGAGCUUGUGUGGUGGAAGGAAAGUUUUUGCUGAUAUUGAACGGGUUAUUCAUAGGGUUAUACUUUUUUUUGAAGGUGUAUUUAACCGAGAAACGUAUAUUUUUUCCUGUUAUUCAUCAGGGUAAGCUAAGGCAGUUUAAAGCAUCCAUGUUUCCUCUAAUUAAAGAAUGUUUAGUGUCGGCUGUGGCCCCAUCGCUUUACUUCAUGCUGUUUUAUUUCAUUUGGGGUAGUCAACUUUUGAAUGGCUUCAAAAAGUUUUUUAAUCUCCAACCCCCUCAAACAAACGAAGGAAAUUCGGUUUAUUUAUAUGCUUGGUUGUUCGGGGCUUUAUACUACUUCAGCAUGAAUUUGAUGAGAUUUUUCUUCAACUUGUUUUUGACAGAACCAGUGGAGUUUCCAUUGGUAAAACAAAACGACGAUUCUUUAACCCUACAAGCAAGUAUAAACAUGAACAACUUCCCCAUCAUACAAAGUUUGGCAUGUUUGGACUUGAAGAUAUUGUCCCAAUGGUUUCCGGAGAGAAGGCAGGUUUUUUUCACUCUGUCACAACCUGGAGGCCAUCCCCACAACUGGAACGGUUUGGUUGAAAACAUAUUGAAGUUGUACGCGGAAUAUACAGAAUUACUGAACAAAUCAACAGAUACAAUUCAACCAGAAAAAAGUGCACCGCAAAGUUCCAUGAUGAGCCCUGCAUCGUGCCUAAGUCCGAUGCAGUCAAAUAGAUACAGAAACUUUAGGAACAUGUCGAUGACAUACGGAAACGAUUUGGUGGAUAUUGUGGAUAUUUCCCAUCAAAACUUACCGGGCGUUAAUCUACCUGAAACAAUAUUCCAUGUAAUACAAGAAAAAAUUAUUAACUUCUUCAAUCUUCUUAAGGUAGUCUUGGGGAUUAACUUUAUGUUUGGCGAGUUGCCCCAAGCAAACAUACAGAAGUGUUUAGCCAAUGGGCAUCUAAUAAUUCAAACUAGCGAGGGUUUAUCCGAGUUAAUAUGCAGAUCGAUAAUUGAAGACCGUUUUGGGAUCGUACAGAAAGAUUUACCCGUGGUUAUAACAAGUUUGGUUGAACUGAAACAAAGUCUGGAAAGACUGAACAAAAUCCCGGCUCUAACGCGGAAAAUGGUCGGUUACGAUGAUUUCAACUAUAAAAUGAAAGGGGCUGUUACAGCUGCUGUGAAGAGAAGUUUGUUUAACAUCUGUAAACAUUUCGAAAAGUAUUUGCACGAAUUCCCGUUGAGUAAAGAAGUAGUGCUGCAAUUACAGCCGUUUGUGGCUAAAAAUUAAGUUUUUAUUUGUUUAAUUUGCGAUUUUUACUUACUGAGUUGUAUUUAUUGGACCAAAAUGUUUAUUUGUAAAAAUAUGCAAAAUAAAUUUUUUUCUAGUUUU